AUGGGUCUCCUGUCCUGGAUUUCCAACUUCCUACGAGCCACCACACCGAACUAUCACGGCACGUUCGCAGUGUUCCGGGUCUUCAUGUUGAUUUGUGGUGUAAACUUCUUCGAUGACGACUUCAUGGUAGGCCCGGUAAAUGUGAUCCGCUUUAUGGGCCCUCUUCUGUCCGGUGUCUUUAGCGUGGUGGCUUGCUUCAUUCACAUGUUUCGCUACCUGGAGGACGUUGAUACCAUCAUACUGAGCUUGGCCGCGUUGUUUUCCGCCUUAGAAGUGUUGAUUAAGAUCGGAGGAAUGGCAUACAAACGCAAGAUGGGUGCCGCAUUGAUGAACACCAUCUUGAACGAUCGUAGCUACAACGAGGGAGCUGUCGAAAUAGCCGCCUUCCUCAAGUACCACACUCUUGCCAGAACAUUGAUGUACAUCACGAUAGUUUCGUAUCCAUUUACGGCGUUGAUGCUGCUGUCCUACCCUAUAAUUGCCGGAAAAGAGGACGAAUACAUACUACCAGUUGGGUAUUCAAUUCCGUUCAUCAGCUACAAACAACAUCCCUGGUACGAGAUCGACUAUCUCAUCAUCACCAUACAGAUGAUCUGGUGUGCGCUGGCAUUCGUUGGAAUCGAUGGCCCGUUCUACCUGUACGUGUGCUAUGCGACCUGCAAGCUGGAGAUUUUGAAGAGCUACGUUGAGAAGAUCGGUCAAACCGAUGACGUCGAAGAGCAGAGAAGUUUGAUGAAGAAGAUCAUUGGAAUGCAUACACACGUGUUGGAAUUUCUUAGGGACUGCUCCGAGUUUUACAAGGAGAUUUAUUUGGGCCAAGUUCUAUUCUCCAUUGCUCAUAUUUGCGUUUCGCUGUUCCAUGUUCAACUAAAACUGAAAAAUAGCUCCUACGGAAUGCUCGCCACCAACGUGGCCAAGAUGUGGAUAUUCUGCUACUGUGGAGAACUGGUCGUUACCAAAUCGAACGAAGUGUCCGUGGCCAUGUAUUCCAACCGUUGGUAUGAACUUUGGCGCAAGCAGGAUUUGAAAACGGUUCAGUUCAUGCUGGCCAAUGCACAGCAGUACGUGGGCUUCUCAAUUGGAGGCUUUGGAUUUUUGUCUUACGACAUGUUUGCCGAGAUAAUGAAAACCGCCUACAGCUGCAACGCAUUCUUGCAUAACAUGUUGAAUUAG
Ochlerotatus camptorhynchus is the source of this 1173-nucleotide messenger RNA. RefSeq names its product odorant receptor 63a-like. Gene Ontology annotation, molecular function: olfactory receptor activity; odorant binding. NCBI's taxonomy places the organism in Eukaryota, Metazoa, Arthropoda, Insecta, Diptera, Culicidae. The record is from RefSeq and is a predicted model, not a curated record. Gene Ontology annotation, cellular component: plasma membrane. The coding region runs from base 1 to 1173 and encodes 390 amino acids. The transcript is spliced from 5 exons. Gene Ontology annotation, biological process: detection of chemical stimulus involved in sensory perception of smell; sensory perception of smell.